Lethenteron reissneri (Far Eastern brook lamprey) is the source of this 2262-nucleotide messenger RNA. Its product is annotated as trypsin-2-like. Gene Ontology annotation, molecular function: serine-type endopeptidase activity. Gene Ontology annotation, biological process: proteolysis. The record is from RefSeq and is a predicted model, not a curated record. NCBI's taxonomy places the organism in Eukaryota, Metazoa, Chordata, Hyperoartia, Petromyzontiformes, Petromyzontidae.
CAUUGGCACCAGCAUCGCUCUUCCUCCAGGUGGUCCUGGGUAAAGCAACUGACAGGAAGACGUCUGCAGAGGCCUGCGGUCCGAAUCGCCGAACAUGAAGGGUAUCCUCGUGCUAGCCUGCAUUGCUGCAGUCAUGGGGCGUCUGGCGGCGGCGACGCUCCCCUCGACGCUCAUCGUGGGCGGCUCUGAAGUGGCGCCGCACGCCAUCCCGUCGCAGGCCUCGCUGCGCUACAACGGGGUGCACAUCUGCGGCGCGGCCCUCAUCCGGACCAACUGGGUCAUCACCUCCGCGCACUGCUACAAAGCCGCACAGAAUCUGAAGGUCGUCUUGGGAGACCACUCGAUGUCCAAGGCGGACGGCACGGAGAAGACCUUCUCGGUGUCGCGCGUUGUCCGCCACGAGAAGUUCAACAACGUCACCAACGACAACGACGUCAUGCUCGUGAAGCUCUCGACCAACGUCGCCCUCAACGCGAACGUCCAAUUGGUGGCCCUGCAGACGAGCGCCCUACCGCCUGGAACGCUGUGCAACGUGUCGGGCUGGGGCACCCUCCAGGAGAGCAGCAACAAGGGUUCGGACGUUCUCAGAGCCGUCACUGUGCCCAUUGUGAGCAAUGCGCUCUGCAACAGCACGCUGUACUACCGCGGAUUGAUCACAGUCAACAUGCUGUGCGCUGGCUUUGACCAAGGGGGGAAGGAUGCCUGCCAGGGUGACUCUGGCGGCCCCCUCAUAUGCAGCAAUAAGCUCAAGGGAUUGGUGUCGUGGGGCCUUGGAUGCGCCCGACCCCGCUACUUUGGAAUCUACACGGAUGUUUCUCGCUUCAUUUCCUGGAUUAACAAGAUACUUGCCACCUACUGAGUCGACGCAUGGCCACAAUCGCAUGAAGGCAUGAGAUGAAUCAUCUUAGUGGCAGCCAAAUGAGUUAUGUAAAUGGAUUGACUGACAGACAGAGCAAUUCUUUAAUCAGACUUCCAACCCCUGCCAAACCGAAGUUGUGUUUGACACGUAGGUUUUUGGAGCCAAUGUCAUGAUUCACGAUGGUGUCACUUGUUAUUCAGAACCACUUCGUCACCCGACAAAGCCGAAGACAUGUAUUUUCACGAGUACAAUUACAAGCGUUUAACAAUGGGCCAGUUAUAGUUUCAGCUCCCCAGAUGUGAUUAUGUGCGACAUUUCGUUUGAGACUACGUCAGACAUCGGGACACGAUUCGGGAAGGCAGAAAUGAACCGCGUCACCAGACCCGGCUUCUUAAAUAAAUUUAUUAAAUUUUUAUAAUGAUAUUAAAUUAAGGAAAUGACGAUCACGACUUUGACACCUGGACAUUUGGAGUUUGCAUGUUCUCGCUUUGGUCGCGUGGAUAUUUCUCCGUGUCCUCUGGUUUUUUUUCUCCGCAUUUACAAGCAUGCUUUUAGAGUGUUUUGCUGCUAUAAAUGUCCACGUAAUAAGCCACUUUGUUGAGCUAUCAUUUGUGGCCAGGUCACUUCUGAAAAAAAAGCUGUACAGCUCUGUGGGCCUUACCCGGUAAAAUAACAAAUAGUGUCAGUUUACGUGGUAUGGUGAUUCUAACUUCCUAGAUCUUGCCUGAUGAUGGUUGACGCAGUUUCAAAUGAAAUGUCGCCUACCUAAUUGCUGCUAAGUUUUGUUUGCGAGAUUUGUUCUUUAACUCACCGGUGACCUGUGAAAUAAUAAUCAUUCGCGCGUCGUUGAACACUUUGUACGUGCGGCAAUUAGUGUGAUUGGCUUGGUCAGGCGGCGGAGGGACUUCACGACAAAUGUUGUCAGGUGACGACUCCGAGGCCUAACCCAAACAUUGAGCGACUGACGCAAGUCUCGCUGUGCUCGCAACGCAGCCGACGUGGCCCGAAUUCAUCUCACAGGCAUGCCAUCACCUCAUUCCUUCACAUGCCUCAUAUUCUUGGCUGCCAUUCCAUCCCGAGUUGUGUCCAUCGAUGUCCCUCUUAACAACGUGAUGCGCUGAAGUCCUUUUUUGCGUGUUUUUUUAUCAUAGCAAUUAUUAAGUUUUUGGAUUCUUGGGUGUUUUUUUUGUAAUCAAAGUGUCACGUGUAUCUUUCUUGCAGUGGAUUUACUGAAUGUAUUUUAUACUGUAGUUGGACCUUGGAGCUUAUUUAUAAUCUGCGUGGUUUUCACUUGUUUAUAUCACUUUUUUUGUGGUUAUGAGCCGGCAACGUUCACGAUGAAUGACUGCGUUGACCAGACCUUGUCACUGAUAGUAAAAUGGAAAGUCUCCACAUCGACUCGA